AAUGGUGAUUAUGGUGAAAAAAUAUCUUGAUUGUAAAACUUAGGUGGACUGAGGCUUUCUCCUAAAUUUCAUUUCUCUUUUCGCGUUCAAAAUGUCGACGCUUACCGCCACAUCUGCGGUGACGAUGAACGUGUCCUACUCCGUGACAACGGAUGAGCCGGUUAUGAAUUCAACAGAGCCGUGGACCCCAGUAUAUCCGGAUCCUGAGAAGUGUAAUUAUUAUAUUCUAAACCAUAAUACAACUAAAUAUUUCCAGUUCUCUAAUCCAUACGGAGGAAUUCCACAGAACCUGAUGAUAAACCUGAUCGGCUGGAGUAUUCUUAUCCUACUGUUUGGUGUGCUACGGCGGGCGGCGGGUAACUAUGGCCGGCUGGCGGUUAUCAGGAAGGAGGACGAUGAGUCUAGAUGGACCCAGGUCUUCUUUUCAACCAACGAGGAGGAGGACCCCGUAGAAAACACCGUGGAACAAGGUGUUGAAAGUGAGAAUGAGUCUGUUACCUCUGUAAUGGAUUGGAGUGAAGUAGAUCGAGGAAUCUGUUCCUGGAUAACUUCAAUAUUUACAAUCACAGACGAUAUGAUACUGAGAAAGUGCGGAAGUGAUGCUCUUCAGUAUAUCAAGUUCCAGCGCCAUAUGAUUAUCUUCGUGUUCAUCAUCACUGUUAUCUGCAUCAUGAUCAUCCUUCCCAUCAACUUUACCAUGGGAAACAUACAGGGGGACCAGACAAAUUUUGGACACACUACGAUCUCCAACCUACCAGCCAAUGAUUCAGUUCUCUGGGUUCAUAUUGUGGUCGGUAUCAUGUUCGUUCCUCUAGGAAUCUUUAUAAUGCGGAGGUUCUCAGUAUCCUUGAAGAUAGAAGGAGAUGAAUGUAUUAGCUCUAGAACCCUGAUGUUUGAUCUUAUCCCUGAACAGUAUUGUAAGAAAGAUCUGAUAAUCCGUCAUCUUCAGGAGGCGUAUCCAGUAUCUGUAUAUCCUGGAUUCGAUAUUGAAGAUUUACAAAUCGCGUAUUUUGUUUCGAAAUUAACCAGUCUGACCAGCAAACUCGAAACAGCUAGAAGAGCUGUUACGUUCUGUGAAACAUACAUGAGCAAAAACGGGAAAAGGUUAACAAUGAGUCCGUAUAGCUGUGGACUGCUGUGUGGGCUCUGCUGCUGCGGUAGAAUGAACAGCCUGGAUGCUCUCAACUACUACCAGGAGCAGGAGGAGCAGCUCAGGAUCAAGGUGGAGGAGGAGCAGACAAACCUUCACAAAAAGUCAAUUGGGGUCGUCUUCGUGACGUUCAGCAGUCUCGAGGUUGCUACUAUAGUCAAGAAGGAUCAUACUCAGUUUGGUUGCGGCAGAUCGAAUCCUCCAACCUCAAGUCUGCAGAACCAGCUCCACCCUGACACCUGGGCUGUCAGGUUUGCUCCGCCCCCGGAGGAUAUUUAUUGGGAGAACUUAAACCGAAGCAACUACAGAGUAUUCAAGGUUUGGUUAAGUAACAUAAUCCUGUUCCUUGUUCUAUUCUUCUUCACCUCCCCGGCCUACCUGAUCAACCUGAUGGAGACUCUACCAUUCCUCAACACUAAGUCUAUUAAGGAUGAUCUAAAUGUAAACCUACCCUCUUGGAUAACAGAUUUCCUACCUACAAUGCUACUCUGGACCCUCUCAGCUCUGCUACCUGUUGUUGUAGCAUACUCAGACUGGUGGUUGGGACAUUGGAGACGGUCUUUAGAAAACCUGUGGAUUAUGAGGAAGGUAUUUGGUUACCUUCUGUUCAUGGUUCUAAUCCUGCCUUCCAUUGGUCUGACCACUGUCCGGGCUCUGGUGGAGAAUGUUUUGAAGAGUAAGAGUCCGGACUCUGAGAUCAACUGGCAGUGUAUCUUCCUACCAGACAACGGGGCCUUCUUCAUCAACUACGUGACGACCAGUGCCCUGGUAGGGACCGGACUGGAGAUCAUGAGGUUCCCGGAGUUGAUCGUCUACGCGUUCAGACUUGCUUUUGCCAGAUCGUCUGCUGAGAUCUCGUCUGUUCGGCGUGAGAUCAUCUACGAGUUCCCUUUCGGCAUAAACUACGCCUGGAUGCUUCUCAUCUUUGCUCUUACUGUAUCCUACUCAGUAAUCUGUCCUCUGAUAACCCCGUUUGGCCUGUUCUACAUGAUUAUGAAGCAUGGAACUGACAGAUACAAUAUUUACUUCGCAUACAAAAGGUCAAAAAUAAAUAAGAAUAUCCAUGGCUGCGCGAUCAACUGUGUAAUGAUCUCCCUUCUCAUCCAGCAGCUAAUGCUGCUCUUCUUCAAUACAGUGCGCGCAAACAAGACGGGACUCCUCCCACCCAGAGGAAUAUUUUCGAUCACGAUGUUUACAAUAUAUUCUCUUCUCUUCAUUGUUCAAAUAUUUUUCCAUUCUUUUAAGGGAAUUUCCCCUAUACAAUACAUACAGAACCCUUACCAGCAGUCCCUCCUACCAGAGGCAGGGCGGAGUCAGGAGGGGCGUUCCCGGCAUCACCGCCCCAGACAGUUUAUUCCAGAUGUUCUCCGGAAUGUGGAUGUCGAGGCCUAAAUCUGAGAGCGUCCUCUAAAAUAUCCAAAACUUCACAGAGGACGUUCUUUUAGGGAUUUUAAUACAAUUUAAGCUUUGCAGAGAAGAGAAUUCAUUGUUUUUUUUAUAAAACUUUGGAAGUAUUUAAGUUAACUCAUGUCUCCGUGAUUAUUUCAAAAACUCAUUAAAGCAGAUAGUUUAGACUUUAUUAAAGGGACUGUCUUUGUAAUUUAAGUGACCCUCAAUAUUUAAAGAGGGGCAAGUCCGAUUUGAUCAAUUACUAAUGUUGAAGUUAAAAUAUCUAUUGAAUAUCUAUUGUUUCUGUAGCAGAAAUUCGUCACGGUUUUAUAGAAAAACAACAUUUCAAAAUAACCAUUUUUUUAAGCUAAUGGAUAUCUCAUUUAUUAUUGAUAAUAAAAAUCUCAUGCACCAUUGCUAGUAGGGUUUCUAAUCGAAAUUCCAGUGCGCGGAACUAAAGGGUUCGCAAUUGCGCGCAUCUAAAAUUAACUUGUGUCGGAAUCCCUAAUUGCAAGGGUGGUACCAAUGCAAAUCGAACAUUUAACUCUAUAAAUGGAGGGUAACUUGGGAUUAGGUCUACAGUCCCUUUAUACAUAUGGAGGCUUAUAUUUUGCGGACAUUAUAUUCAACAAGUUUUUAAUUCUCAGACGUUCAAUAUUUUAGUAAUAGUUUAGUCUUUAGUUUUUAAAAUGUUUUAUUAUUGUGCUAAAUUUGACAAGUAUUGCAUACUCAAUCUCGAGAUAUAGAUUUAAUAUAUUUAAUUGUUAAGUUUAAAAGGUUUGUUAACGGAAUUUUAACUUACCCUUUGUGUACCAUUAACGAAAUACAUUAGUGCAUAUAAAACCUUGAUUUAACAAGUGAGUAAAUUGGGAAAUAUUUUUUUAAUCGGAAAAUUCAAAAUCUCGACCAUUUUCUAGAAAGCAAUUCGUGGAUUUCUACAGCAAAGAGUUCCGGAAAAUUUCGUUAACAGUCCCUUUAAGAUAGUUUUAUUUAUAUUUUAUUAUUUAAGUUGUGGAAUUUAUAGAUUUUAUUUUAUUUUCAUCAUUUUAAAUAUUGUGAUUGAUAGAAAUCUAUUUUAUUUAUUUGUCUAGUUUGGAGAAGUAAUCUCGAUAUGCUUAUUUUGAAUAUUUACCAUGGUAUUGCCAAACAUAAUUAAAUAAAGACAGGGUUUCUUGUUUA
This is a messenger RNA of Eurytemora carolleeae, 3718 nucleotides long. Its product is annotated as CSC1-like protein 2. The transcript is spliced from 20 exons. The record is from RefSeq and is a predicted model, not a curated record. Gene Ontology annotation, molecular function: calcium-activated cation channel activity. Lineage: Eukaryota; Metazoa; Arthropoda; Copepoda; Calanoida; Temoridae. Bases 92 to 2542 code for a protein of 816 amino acids. Gene Ontology annotation, cellular component: plasma membrane.